Molecule: messenger RNA, 3165 nt
Organism: Mucor velutinosus
Lineage: Eukaryota; Fungi; Mucoromycota; Mucoromycetes; Mucorales; Mucoraceae
Exons: 6
Coding region: 1-3165 (1054 amino acids)
Cellular component (GO): cytoplasm
Molecular function (GO): RNA binding
Source: RefSeq, a predicted model, not a curated record
AUGACCUGUGCAUUCUCAUUUUGUUUUGGGCAAGCAGACAAACUGCCUGCUUCUUCCUUGACCUGUCAAAUUAUUGUUGAGGGUACAAAUCUUACUUUAACUGGUCAACCAGACAGUGUCAUGGCAACUAGAACCGAGAUAUUGAACUUAUAUCCUACGAAAACUCAUCUCAACUUGAAAAUUCCUGAUCAAGACUGCACAAAGCUAAGAAUCGAAUGCGAAAAGAUUGCCAACGAGACGAGCACGACAAUCUCAAUCACUGAACCUAUUCCUCAAUCAUCCUUUGCCUCUCAAAAUACUGUGAAUAUUCAUAUAACCGGUAUACCCGACAAUGCUGAUCUCGCUCGAGUCCGUACACUUGUCAUGUUAGAUAAAAUGUCACAAUUAGAUGUAGAUACUGUCGCAAUUCCAUACAAAUUACAUCAUUUAAUUUGUGGAAGAAAGCGUACUGGCCUUCAAUCAAUUUUGGAGGAAACGGCCACAUCUAUAUACUUUCCAUCUCCUUUCAUCUUUGAGGAAGCCAAUGAAGACUAUUCUCCUCUAAUUUACAUCACUGGAGAAGCAAGCGAUGUAGCACGCGUGAAAGACAUGCUAACAAAAUUGGCUGCACAAAAGGCUCAGUCUAUGUACCAUAAAGAUGCCGUUUUGCACCCUAGAAAAUUAGACUGGAUGUUGCUGCAUCGAAGAAGCGACUUGCGAAAAAUCAUGAGAGACAAUGGCUCAUUUGUAUCAUUUCCAAAGAUGGGUUCUAGCGGCAAUCUUGUUACUGUCUAUGCUGAAAGUAGAGUCAAUGCUGAGCGUACCCUUCGUUCCCUUCACUUUUUGGCCUGUGGCAUCUAUGAAGCAUGUUUCUAUUUUAAUCGUGAUGGCGCUAUUUAUGGUGCGGACGCUGUUCAUACGUUUUUCAAUUCAAUUGCCAAUAUCAUAGCCUUGGUAUCUCAAUUAUCGCAAGUAUCGGGUGCUGAAGUGUCCUACCGCACUGAUCCUGGCUGUAUCGAAGUGUAUGGUACUGAGAGAGCGAUUCGCCAUGUCUACCAACGUCUGCAUGAUAUGUCAUUCCUCAAGAUGUUUCACCAGAGCACAGUCUUCAACGUCGAAUUAUCAAACGAUCAGCGCGAGUUCAUCAGCGGAAAGAAGAGUGGAAAGAUUAACAAGAUCAUGAAGACAUCAGGCGCCAAAAUCAAGUUUGUGCCAUUCAGCGAAUACAAUUUUAUCAUCGAGGUCGAAAGCAACAACUUUAACAAAGCAUUGGACGGUCUGACGCUAUUGCAAGAGGAACUGCCUGCUGAAAUAUCGUUCUACGUACCCGAAGUAUAUCACAAACGGAUCAUUGGUGUUGGUGGUAAAAAUAUUCAGCGCAUCAUGAAGAAGUAUGGUGUUUAUGUCAAAUUCUCCAAUGCUGAGGAAUUCGCUGCCCUGGGCGGUUAUUACGACAAUGAAGACAAUGUAGUGGCCAGAACGCCGAUGAAGAAUCAAAUUAACCUGGAGAACUUGCGACAUGCUGUGAUGGAUUUGAUCAAUCCCAAGGAUAGAGACUGCGUCGAGCAAGUGCUUUAUGAUAUACCUUUCUGGCUGCACCGUACAUUGAUUCGCGAUCAAGCUGCCUAUUUAGCAGAGAUGACUAAAAAAACCAACACACAUCUGAUUUGGCCCGACGAUGAAGUAGCAAGUGAUUGCUUGACGCUAGUUGGCCCUGAAUCCCAGGUCGGUUUAGCUGCUCAAAUGGUCAGAUCAGUUGUGCCUGAGGAAUACGACGUUCAUUUGCCUUACUCAACUCACCUCAACACAGUUUUGGAAUCCGAUUCAUACAAAGAAGUCGUUCAACGUAUUGCAAGCGACUACAACGUUUUGGUAGAGGUGAAGACGAAGAAACAGCAAGAAGGUGAAAACGAGAGCGACCAGGUCAUUGCGUUUAAGAUGACAAAGGGAAACCUGGAUUGUUUGAAUGUAUCAUUGGAGGUCCUCAUUAGCUACUUCAAGAGUCAGCAAGUCAACUUGUACGAAGACAGCGCUAUUGUUAGACAUGCGGCCAACCCUACUGUUGCAGGCAUGUCAGUACCAAACUCAAGUAACUACCCUUUCUCCGCUGCCAUGGCUUUUGAUAGCAAAAUGAUGCCAUCAGCAUUGCCGUCUGACCUGGUUUCUCCAACGCCGUCAUCCUCAUCUUCUCUUUUGAAUGACUUUCCUCCACCACCGUUGCCCGGUAUGAACAGUGGUCUGAAGAGCUAUUCAUUGUUUGAUUAUCCCAGUUCAACCAGCGGCAAUGCUCUUGAUGCUUCAUGGAAAAACUUUAGAGACAUGAAUUCACCCAAGACCGUUGAAAACAUCCGUGCAAUUUUUGAUACUCCAGAGGCAAACAAGCCACCUCCACCACCUUCCAUCUCGCUGGUAUCUCCACUAAGCUUCCGUGGCGGCCCUCCUCCCACAAGCAGUGCCCAGAAUGGCUUGGACAUUUGGUCUAACCCACCACAGCAAGUAUCUCUGAAUGGUUUCGUCGGUAGUCCUCCUCUCUCUGGCUUCGUAGAAACUAAACCACAGCACUCCAUGCUGUAUUCGAUGGAUCAUCACAAUACCCAUCACCUUCAUCAUCACCACAAUGGCAGUAAUGGAUUUUAUCAGCCUCUUGGAGCCAAACCUGAAUUCAACAAUGCUUAUGUUGUCCCCACGUCAUCUACAUCUACAGGAAGUAACAACAGUUCAAUGCACUCAACUCAAUCAAUGCCUGACAUUAUGCUGGAUUCUUCUUCACCUAAAAAGUCGACCAACUUACCUUUCCAAAUCAACAAUUAUAUUCAUACCCAAACCCCACUCCCUCCAUUGAUUUAUCCAUCUUCAACUACCACCACUGCAGCAGCCACCGCCAAUGGCAAUAGUAACCCCUUAUCCCCCUCUGCUGCAGCAGUGAAAUUUGCAUUAUCAUCAUCUGUUUCGACUCCAACAACAGCUGCUGCUGCCGCAUCUUCAACCAAAUCAAACGCAAAUGCCACUGCAACACCUUGUACAUCUUCAUCAACUACAGCAACAAAAAAUGUUAAUGGUAUAGACAAGUCUUUAGAAUAUCCAGCUCUUUUUUCAUUAAACCACUCUUCUGCUGAUGAAACUGUUAUUGUUCAAAGUCUAUUGAACAAUAUGUCGAUAGGGCAAUCGAGUAAUUUGACACACUAA